This is a messenger RNA of Brugia malayi, 1344 nucleotides long. Its product is annotated as putative 59.2KD PROTEIN IN PFK26-SGA1 INTERGENIC REGION, putative. The transcript is spliced from 6 exons. Gene Ontology annotation, cellular component: nucleoplasm; cytoplasm. The record is from RefSeq and is a predicted model, not a curated record. The coding region runs from base 1 to 1344 and encodes 447 amino acids. Gene Ontology annotation, biological process: box H/ACA snoRNP assembly. Lineage: Eukaryota; Metazoa; Nematoda; Chromadorea; Rhabditida; Onchocercidae.
AUGUUUUCAGGAAUGUUAACGCCAGUAUUUCACAUUGAUCAAACGCCAGAAUGGAUUAUCAUUCAAAUUUAUGCACCCUACGCUAAUGUGAAAGAUACUGAGGCAGAAUAUUGUGACCUACAAUUCUUUUUCACUUCGAAGCCAUAUUUCUUAAAGUUAUAUUUACCUGGUGAAUUAGCUGAAGAAGAUAUUACCGGCACAUAUGACUGCGAUAAAGGAUCGUUUACAUUCAAAGCUCGGAAGAAAAAUAUUGGUGAAUUCUUCCCUAAUUUAGAUUUAGUGAAUCAGUUACUAAAACCAUCAGAUAUCCAUGCAAAACGGUUGGUAGAAGAAAUUGAUGAAGGUAGAGAUAUUUUGGACAAUGUCUCUUUUGAACAAGAAAAUUCCCAAACACUGAAUGGCAGCAUGGUUGACGAUUUUAUGGAUGAGAAAUGUAAACUCUACGGUUACGGUUUUGCUUGCAGUCGUUGCGGUAUUAUUGGAAAAUUUAGCGCAGAAAUAAACAACCUUUUCGAUUUGGAAGAUCCUGAAAAUUCACUAAUUGACGAAAGGCUUAUGGAUUGUUUAAGGCAUGAUCAGUUGAAGUUCAAUGCCGAUCAUUAUAUUGCUGAUCAGUUUGAGAAGAAUCCUUUAUUGGAUGAAUGUUUACAGUUUGAAUAUCCUGAAACGACGUUUGAUUUAUCUUUCAAAAGUCGUGAUCAUUUGAAAGAUUUGCCCAGAAAACUAUUUCCCAAAUACUCGUCUAAUUUAGAAAAAACAAUUGCGUUAUCUCUGAUAGAUAUUAUUUUUGCUUAUUUAUAUGAUAUGAGGACUACAUGCGGCGAGCAUUCCUCUGAAUCUGGUUGGACGAUUACAAAGUUGAGUCCUAGUCUCAGUUAUUUGGUCAGAUGGAAGACAGUGAAGGAAUCUAUACUAGGUGCUGUAAGAAGAUCGUUGUGUUUUCCUCUUUAUCGGCACUGGGAUUUAUCUAUGAAAGUAUUAGACGAUUUGAAAUUUCUCCUCAGCAAAGGUAGGGUGACGUUGUUGCAGUGUCUUGUCGAUGUGCAUAUGAUUUUAUCAACAAGUGGUGACUAUCGUUAUCUGUUGAAUGACUUAUUUAUAACUGAUUAUUGUUUAUGGAUUCAAUGUGCCUCAGACAAUGUUGUGUCAUGGUUACAGUGCGAGUUGAAUCGUUUAAUUUUGAAAAAAAUUGAUGUCCAGUUAGAUCUGGAAGAAGUGGAGAUGGAAGCAAAGUUGCUGACUUUGCACAUAGAUACUGGAAAUUACGAUUCUGAGGAUUCAGAUGAUGGUUCUUCCGAGGUUAAUAUUCGGGAGACAAAUCAAAUCGUAAACAGCUAUACAUAG